AUGAAGACAAAAACUAUUAAGGAUUAGAGCAUCAAGCUUAAGUAUGAGAAAUUAAUUCAAUCUGAGACCUAGCUUAUCAAGAAAAAGAUGAGUUGUGACUGGCAACUAAAGGAACAAUCUAAUGAUGUGGAAUGGGCGAAACAGCUUUAUCAAUAUUUGAAAACAAGCUGUAAACGAAAAGAGAUUCAGGAAUAAACUUUGAAGUACUUCUCUGAAUUUUAUUGGACAAAAUACAGAGGAGACUAGACAAAUUCUUAGACCUAAGUCAAGUUUCAAAGAUUCUACACGGAUGAUAUCUCAGCAACGUCAAUUACUAAUCCCAAUAUCCUGAAAUCAAGCAUGAAGACUCAGAAUGAAUUAGAAAAGAAUCUUAGAUUCAGUAUGCAAUUAUUGGAAGAUGACGUAAAUGAUUCCUAAGAUCUCAAGAAUCAAAGAUAAGUCUUGAAAUCCUAUAAAGAUCUCUAGAGUGACGAAACUGGAUAGGAAGCAUUGUGCUUAUCAAGAAAGUUUAAUGAAUGUGCAUAGGUUAUAAAAAGACAUUUAGAGGAUCCAGAAAAUCCACUCUAUAAAAUUAUAAUAAAAUUUGAUUAGCUAUUCUACCAGCAGUAUAAUGAGCUGAUUCAAACUUCAUUUGAUAAAAUCAACAACAACCAGGCACCUAUUUUCAAAGCUGCGCCAAUUGUAUAGCAAGUUUAAUCAUUUGUCAAGACUAUAUUUCUAACCUUGCUAAAGUUUUACAGAAUUGAAUUGAAGCCUCAAGAUUUAAAGAAGGAUUUAUUGAUUAAUCUUGUAACUACUAUGGUCAUGCAGAAUCAGACUUACUCUAUUAUAAUGAAUGCUAUUUUGUUUGAAAACGUGCAUAGAAUAAAGAAAAUUCAGCAGAACAUGACGAGAUUCAAGCACCGAGUCAAUCUUUAGAAAUUGGGAGUGAACAAGUACUUUUAGUUUAGUCCAUCCUUUAAGAAGCUGGUAUAGACUGAUGAGAACUAACAUAUUGAUAUAAAGAAUGAAAAUGAGUCUAUUCAAAUGAAUAUAGAUUAAUUAGUUGAAGAAAAUAAUUAAAAUCACAUAAAUGGUAUCGGCAACUUUGAGAAAAGAUCAUUGACAAUUGAUAAAAGAGUAAAAAGAUCUUCAACUAAAGAGGCAAAUAGGCCUUUUGAAAAGACAAUUGAAGCAUUCAAAGAAAUACCAAAGCUUAACUCUCCAAUGAAAAAAUUAGAAUUUAUAUACUAGGUCUUUAAUUCUCUGAUGGUAAGUGAGAUUGAUGAAUUUUGGACUGAUGUUUAAAUUGACUCUAAAAAAUUGCAGGUAGAUUAUGAGAACCUUAAUGGCAUUGCUAUAUAUGUAGCUCUGAAGGCAGCAAUACCUAUUCUAAUAAUCGACAUCAUAUUUAUUGAAAACUUCGUAAGUCAAGCAGUGCUAUUCACAAACAGAGCUUACCAGAUGACAGUGCUUCAUAGUGCUCUAUCAUUUAUUGAGGAUAAUAUGCCCUCAUAUUGUGAAUCAAAAGAAAAAACUAAUCCUUUAAAGGAAAACAUGACGCCUUAGUUUGAGGAAACCGGCAGUUUACUUUUUUAAAACCCUCGAAGUCAAGGCUAGGAAUCAGAGAUAAUGUCCAGAUUGUUAGACAAUGGAGGAGAGAAUAUAUCUGAUAAAAAAGAGCAAGGAUCAAAGGAAAAGACUUAUUAGAAAAGUGUAUUAGAGGAGGAAAUGCUCUUCGAAUUAGAAUAAGAAAUGCUAAACAUUAGUUUGGAAAGAUAUAACAUCGCUUAAAGGUAAUUUAGCACAAGACUUAAGGAAAGUCCUAUAUAAUUGGUCCUCCAGAGUUUGCAGUAGUAGCAAUUAUUUACUCAAUAAAAUGAUGAUAUGCAUUUUGACGAUAAUUUAAUGCUAGCUGAACAAAAUAACAUCAAUAAGGCUAAGACUAGCAUACAUGUGGAUGCCGCCAGGACAAUCCACAUGAUGGUCAAUCAUAAAUUGCACAUGAAUUCUGUGAAAAAGAGUGAUAGUGUAUACAAUGAAAGUGAGAGCAAUAAUAACAACAAAAACAAUAGUAAAAAUAAUGAGGAAUUCAGCCAUAUUACCCACUCUCCAUCCUCAUAACUCUUAAAAAAUUUCAACAUAUAUUCUGAAAAUGAAAAGCUUUUGGAUGAUUAUUAUUACAGUAUCCAAUAGAUUAGAGAUAAUCACCUAGAUGAACAAAAAGAGUUUAAGCAUCACAGGGUUACAGCCAAAUGGAAUAAUAAUUAAAACAAGGAUGCUCUGAUCAAUGAAAUCAAUAAUCUUAAGGAUAAAUAGGUAGAUAUCAGACAGAACUCACUUAAUAAAUCGAUUGAUAUGACUAAAUCAUAAAUUACACUUUGA
Messenger RNA from Stylonychia lemnae, 2364 nucleotides. The record is from the annotation of a GenBank genome assembly. NCBI's taxonomy places the organism in Eukaryota, Ciliophora, Spirotrichea, Sporadotrichida, Oxytrichidae.